GCGCCACCUUGAGUGCCACUAUAGUACUGUCAUGAGCCAGCACCCCCUUCAUUCAUUCAUCCACCAUCUGCCACCACCUGCAUUCAGACUAUGCUAUGAAUCACUUAUAUAAUAUAUGAGCUCAAACCAUCAGGAACAUGCAAGAUUUACAAUGUUGAAACCACCAACAUCCCCAACAACAGCAAAGUCCAGAUGUUAUUAGAUCAUGCUUCCAUGUCAAUCUGCAGUUUUGCAGACUUGGAACCGGGUCGAAUUCAUGUCGAGGUCUACAAGCUGCGCAAUGCUGCUGGCGAUUUCUAUUGCCGCAGGCUUGGGGACAUUGCAAAUGAACUGGGGGCGGUAGACAAGGCUUUUUUUGCAGACAAGGCCAUCCACCUCUCCCCCUGUGACACCUUAUCAUUCCUCGAGUCAGAUGUCCCCCAGGGUCGAGUUGUUGUUGUGUUCACAAACAAACCCCGAGUUACUGCUGCCGAAAUUGUCGACAUGUGGAUGAACAAUCGAUGCAUGGACCUCGUUCCUCCGGAACUAGAGGACCUGCGUAAACUCCUCGAAGCCCCAUUAUCCGAGGCCGAGAAAAUUCCUAUUCCCGAGCCCGAGUUUCAAUCAUUAGUCUCCAAAGAUGACUCCGACCAGUGCACUGCCGAUGACCUCCGCAGUCUUUUCAGAAUUGGCGGAACUAGCAUAUACUUCUAUCCAGUCUUCUGUGCGGUCACUCGCCGAGUGCCUACGGGCAGCACAAAGCGGGACUUCAUUUCCUUUUGGGACGUUAAUGUCGGUAAACUCCUCAAGUUCAUGAUUCCGCGCGGUAAAAGUUUCCGCGACUUCGAGUGUCGUCCUGAAUAUGCCUUCCUUCUGGAUGGCUCGUGCCUGUUUCAGGGUCAGGAAAAGGGACCAUGCGACCCACAGCAUUCUAGUGCUGAACUGAGGAGUAACUUCGUAUGGACGUGUCCCAGUUUGCCUUAUGUCCUCGGGUAUUAUUGUUACGGGUCCAAAAUCACGCUAACUGCAAUCAUUAAACCACGAACACGAACAGAACAGUUCAGACCGCGACUAUACGACAUAGCCACCGUGGACUUGAAAUUCGGAGGGAAUCGCAUUGCCAAUGUUCGUUACCUAAUAAACCUGUCACCGCUUCUCCAUGUCCUGGCUAGUAUGGAGCCGUCUCCCCUCAACGAUUAUGCAGUGUUGCAAGGACAAGGCACCGUCGACGCGUGACCAGUGGAAUGGCCCACUGGCCGUAUGGACGAACGGU
This is a messenger RNA of Pisolithus orientalis, 1252 nucleotides long. RefSeq lists its product as uncharacterized. The transcript has 5 exons. The coding region runs from base 193 to 1215 and encodes 340 amino acids. NCBI's taxonomy places the organism in Eukaryota, Fungi, Basidiomycota, Agaricomycetes, Boletales, Pisolithaceae. The record is from RefSeq and is a predicted model, not a curated record.